Molecule: messenger RNA, 782 nt
Organism: Spinacia oleracea (spinach)
Lineage: Eukaryota; Viridiplantae; Streptophyta; Magnoliopsida; Caryophyllales; Amaranthaceae
Product: protein BOLA4, chloroplastic/mitochondrial
Exons: 3
Coding region: 79-588 (169 amino acids)
Biological process (GO): iron-sulfur cluster assembly
Cellular component (GO): chloroplast
Source: RefSeq, a predicted model, not a curated record
ACCAAAUUACAUUACCAACUUUGAAAUCUUAAACCCCUCUUUCUCUCAUUUUUUUGCCCCCUCACUCUGUCUUCUUCAAUGGCAAUGGCCGUGAAACAACUAUUUCGGCCGUUCGCAACCACAAUCCGAUGUCGGUCGCAGCGUCUCAUCCAUUCGGUUCAACCCAAGUUUGCCUUUUUCCACUGCUCCACUUCCCAUAAAACCCUUCUUUGGUUGGGAUUUUCUGAGUUAUCACCCGUAACUUCUUCAACUCCCCUUCAAAGCAGGAACAGUCGUAGAUUCAGUACUUCAACUGGGGCUUCGACUCCCCAUCAAGUCAACGAUUCAGGAUCCAUUGACUCACCUUUGAUGCAAUCUAUGGAAAAUAAGAUUAGAGAUGAGCUGAAUGCUGAAUCUGUUGCUGUAAAAGAUGCUUACGGUGAUGGUCGGCAUGUCAGCAUCGAUGUUGUGUCUUCAGCAUUUGAGGGAAAAACAGCUGUAAAUAGGCAGAGAAUGGUGUACAAGGCUAUAUGGGAAGAGCUUCAGAACACUGUGCAUGCAGUCGACCAGAUGAUUACUAGAACACCUAGUGAAGCAGCGGACAAGUGAUAUUAUUUGGAUUAGUAAUUAAAACUGGUUGUUUGAUUUUGAUAAAUUAGCUGGAUUGUUGUAAUUUUAUUUGGGCAUGAAAUAAAGUUGGUGACAUUUCUCCAGCUUCUGAUUUGGUGUCUUUGAAAGGUGUAGAGUAUUUGUGCGAGCUAAUCCUAAUGAAUGGUUUUCAUGCAAUGAUAUCAUUUGAGACA